Molecule: messenger RNA, 498 nt
Organism: Vicia faba (fava bean)
Lineage: Eukaryota; Viridiplantae; Streptophyta; Magnoliopsida; Fabales; Fabaceae
Source: the annotation of a GenBank genome assembly
AUGGAAGCAAGAGACAAACCAAAAACUCUAGAGCUAACAGUUUUAUCCGCCCAAGACAUCCACGUGAACGGAGAGCCAGUAACAACAAACGUGUUCGUCGUAGUUCGCGCCGAAUCAGCCACCAGCCACACAACACCGUUGAGCACCGCCGUUAACGGCGUCCAUUCAUGGAACGAGAAGUUCAGAGUGGAGUUAUCGACCUACGCAAGGUCCGUCUCGUUUGAGGUGAAAUACCAAACGGCAUCCGGUGUGAGAGAUAUUGGUGUGGCGAGAAUAGCGGUUUCGGAUUUUCUCGGAGGUUCGGUUCCUGAAACUAGUUUGCAGGUUUUGAGCUAUGGGUUGAGGGAUUGGAAUGGACUACGUUGUGGAGUUGUUAAUUUCUCUGUCAGGGUUGUUUUGGAAGAAGAAACUGAAAGUGGUGAGCAUGUUGUUGCAGAUGGUGUUGUUACUGGGAUUCCGUGCUGGUGGAACAGGGGCAGUGACGGUGGCAGUGUUUGA